UCCAACUCUCACGAGAAGUGCGGAGGUGACAGACGUGAUGUGCGAGUAGCUCGGCUAAGCUAGCAGUGCGUAUGUUGCUUCAUUCAAAGCGAGGUCGCACUAUGUUGAGGUAUUCCGUAAGGUCGGGGUUCUGGAAAGAAAAGGUCCUCUGCGGUGUUUUCAGCUCGGCUCAGUCAGUCAACACUGUCAAAGUCAGAACAAAUGGUAACUGUAGCGGUGUUUCAGCGAAGAAAUGGAUGAGACCCGGCGGGUUUGACACGGGUUUAAAGACUUUCAACAGUCUGACCAAACAAAAAGAGCCUCUUAUUCUGGCAAGAGAGGGAGUAGCUACCUGGUAUAGCUGUGGACCCACUGUAUACGACCAUGCCCACCUGGGUCAUGCAUGCUCGUAUGUCAGGUUUGAUAUCCUGCAGAGGAUUUUGUCCAGGUUGUUUGGAAUCACUGUCAUCCAUGCUAUGGUCAUCACUGACAUUGAUGACAAAAUUAUCAAAAGAAGUUGGGAGGACAAUGUUUCGCCAAGUGUCAUAGCCACAGUGUAUGAGGAUGGAUUCAAGAGGGAUAUGCUAUCAUUAAAGGUGAUUCCUCCGGCAGUGUAUUUAAGAGUCACUGAGAAUGUGCAUCACAUUGUCACGUUUAUUGAAGGGAUCAUCACAAAUGGACACGCUUACGCCACAAAAGAAGGUGACGUGUAUUUUGACAUCCAGUCCAUUGGUGAUCGUUACGGCAAGUUUGUUGGAGCUAUGGAUUCUCAGGGGGAACCUGGCAGCACAAAUAAACGAGACUCGAGGGAUUUUGCUCUGUGGAAGCGGUCCAAGCCUCAGGAACCGUACUGGGAAUCUCCGUGGGGCAGAGGAAGACCCGGCUGGCAUAUUGAAUGCUCCACCAUCGCAAGCGCAGUGUUUGGGAGUCAGCUGGAUGUCCACUCUGGAGGGAUCGACCUGGCCUUUCCUCACCACGAGAAUGAGGUCGCUCAGAGUGAAGCCUAUCAUCAGUGUGGACAGUGGGCGAACUACUUCCUCCACUCGGGGCACUUACACCUAAAAGGCAGUGCAGAGAAAAUGUCUAAAUCUUUAAAGAACUACGUCACCAUCAAGGAUUUCCUGCAGUCUUACUCUGCCAAUGAAUUCCGGAUGUUUUGUCUUUUGACUAAAUACAGAUCAGCUAUAGACUACAGUGACAGCAGCAUGUUGGAGGCUCGGACCUCCCUUGGAACCAUCUCCACCUUUGUCCAGGAUGCUCGGGCCUACAUGAAGGGUCAGCUGCCGUGCUCACCCGUACAGGAAGCUCCUCUCUGGGAGAGGUUGGCUAACACGAAGUCCAGCGUGGUGAAAGCUCUGGCAGAUGACUUUGAUACCCCGAGAGCCAUCAGCGCUGUGAUGAGUCUGGUUUACCAUGGAAACUGCCAACUCCAGCCUGUUUCUAAGUGUGAGGGCGGGGCUCGCAGCCCUGCAGUGUUCGGCGCCAUGGUCAGCUACAUCAGAGAGGUGCUGGAUAUUUUUGGGAUCGAUCUGCUGUACAGUAAGGAUGUUGAUGGGGUCACUACUUGUGGAAGUCUGGAGGGGGUCGUGGAGCAGCUGACUCACUUCAGAAGUGAAGUUCGAGCGUUCGCACUUGCUCAUCGUGAUGAACCAGCAACUGGACUUUAUCCAGAGAGGAUCCCGCUCCUCAAAGCCUGUGACAUUCUCAGGAAUGACCUGGCACCCUUGGGAGUGCUUAUAAAGGAUCGAGGAGCCGGCUCCACAUGGGAGCUGACUGAGAGAAAACAGAGAGUCCAGGAUCCAGACCAGGAGACAUCCAGCUGAAAUACAUCUGUGUCUGACACGGACGCAGUUUCACUUCAUCAACUGAAAGACUUUAAGAAAAGGAGACCAAACCUUCAUGCCAGAAACUAACUUACGGUUAAAUGCCUGAUGUGCCAUCAGAGAAUCAACUUUCAUACUCAAUGCUUCAGAAGGUAGAAUAUAUAUCUGUAAUAAAUGUAAUGUUUAUUAGUUGUGUUUUAAUGGUGCAGAUG
Molecule: messenger RNA, 2014 nt
Organism: Cottoperca gobio
Lineage: Eukaryota; Metazoa; Chordata; Actinopteri; Perciformes; Bovichtidae
Gene: cars2
Product: cysteinyl-tRNA synthetase 2, mitochondrial
Exons: 15
Coding region: 72-1802 (576 amino acids)
Biological process (GO): cysteinyl-tRNA aminoacylation
Cellular component (GO): cytoplasm
Molecular function (GO): ATP binding; cysteine-tRNA ligase activity
Source: RefSeq, a predicted model, not a curated record